Oppiella nova is the source of this 423-nucleotide messenger RNA. NCBI's taxonomy places the organism in Eukaryota, Metazoa, Arthropoda, Arachnida, Sarcoptiformes, Oppiidae. The record is from the annotation of a GenBank genome assembly.
AUGAAAGCCAAGACGGAGCCCACGCCGAACCCAAAGCCCACGACACCCGCGACGGCCGGCGCCUCCACGACGACCCCCACCGCCAGACGCGGCGGGAGACAGGCGGCGAAGAGGGGUCGUGGCGGUGCCUCCUCUGCCGCCAACACUCCGAAGGCGAACAACAACGCGAAGAGCAAUAGCGACGGCGAGAACAGCGAGAGUCAGACGGAGGGCGAGUCGGCCCGCAAGAGGGGACGGAAGCCGAAGGAGCCCAUCAAAGAGGAGGACAGAUAUGUACCCAACACUGACUCCGCUAAGAGAGGUCUGUAUCGCAGUCCACACACUCUUGUGGCCAUUGUUUGGUCGCUCUCUUUGUAUUAUGGCAGAGGGGAGCAGCUCUUUGCGACGCCGGGAUCAGAUCAAGUCGAAGGCCCGAUACUCUCC